AUGCCGCCCAGAUUACCACUUGUUUCGGCCAUUAAGGCACCAAGCGCCUUGAUGGCCCGGAUCGCGCGCCCGUUCUCAUCGACUCCUGCCGCCGCCCAGUCCUCAGAUCCGGUUUCAAACCUCCUAAACCUCGACGAGAAACCCAAGGUGCACUCUGCCGAUCGUAUCCGUGGUCUCAUCAACAAUGGAAGCAAGGCCCGCAUGGAAGGAGCUGCCGCUCGGAAACGCACCAUGGUCGAGUCCCUCCGCGAGAAAAAGAUCAGCGACGACUACAUCAAGCAGAUGCCACGCCGCUGGCGCUCCGGCGAAGUAUACGCGCCGCACGAUCUCAGCCCUGUUGAGAUGGAGAAAUGGCGCAAGGGAAAGUCCCUCACGGUUGACGUUGUUGACUUGUUGGGAAUCAACCCCCUGGAUCAUUACAGAAAUUUCUCUAUGAUUUCCGAAUACAUGACGAAUUUCGGACAGAUCAAACACAACAAGGACACGGGAUUGAAGCCGACGAACCAAAGGAAGAUGGCGAAGGCCAUCAGGAGAGCGAUUGGAAUGGGUAUCCACCCUAGUGUGCACCACCACCCCGAGCUGCUGAAGAAGAGGUUCCGCCUCAACGCGUCGUGGAAGUAG
Colletotrichum orchidophilum is the source of this 621-nucleotide messenger RNA. RefSeq names its product ribosomal protein S18. Gene Ontology annotation, cellular component: ribosome. Gene Ontology annotation, biological process: translation. The record is from RefSeq and is a predicted model, not a curated record. The transcript has 3 exons. The coding region runs from base 1 to 621 and encodes 206 amino acids. NCBI's taxonomy places the organism in Eukaryota, Fungi, Ascomycota, Sordariomycetes, Glomerellales, Glomerellaceae. Gene Ontology annotation, molecular function: structural constituent of ribosome.